This is a messenger RNA of Salpingoeca rosetta, 1751 nucleotides long. RefSeq lists its product as uncharacterized. Gene Ontology annotation, molecular function: metallocarboxypeptidase activity; zinc ion binding. Lineage: Eukaryota; Choanoflagellata; Craspedida; Salpingoecidae. The coding region runs from base 6 to 1751 and encodes 581 amino acids. Gene Ontology annotation, biological process: proteolysis; protein deglutamylation. The transcript is spliced from 12 exons. The record is from RefSeq and is a predicted model, not a curated record.
ACGGAAUGGAGCAGAGGGAGGACAAGACAACAACAACAGCUGCUGAUGGUGGUGGUGGUGAUGUGUGGGGCGAUGACGAGCGCACACGCGGGCUGGAGGGCGCAGCAGUGAAGCGUGGAGAAGGCAACCACACGCAGGAGAAGGCAAAGCAGAGAAAGGAAGACGAUGGCCCGCGUGCUGUGAAAGUGGCGAUGGACGUGCCGCUGCCAGGACGCGGGCAGUGCGACGUGAACAUCUUCCUUGAUCGAGUUGACGCUGACAACAACAGCGGUGACGCGAGUGACGACGAGCGUGAAGAUGACAAUGAUCAUCACGAUAAUGAAGCUGGUAGUGCCGGUCAACAGAAGGAACAACAAGGAAAGCCUGUACACGCCAGCGCAGAUGAUCAUCACAGGGAAAGCUUGCAGCAAACAGAUCGGCCCUACAUCCGCGUGUGGUCCACGUUUGAUUCGGGGAACCUGCAGGCGGUGCAGGCUGUGGAAGUGCCUACCCGCGACAACGACAUGACCUUGCACUUGGAAGCUGAAGUCAGCCCCGACAUCCUUGCACGGGCCAGCCAGCGCGAGCUGAAGACAUGGUUCUACUUCAAAGUGACGCGGCUGGACCCCUCCCGUGUGCACACCCUGCGUGUGACGCUAACCAACAUGACAAAACAACUCCGCCUGUAUAACCAGGGCCUGACGCCCAUUGUCUACCGGCAACACAAGGGCCAACAAUCGGGGCGAUGGGGCCGCUACUGCAGCAGCGUGGAUGCAGAGCUGGAUGACGACGGCGACUUCUUGCUCUCGUUCACAUAUGUUGUCGACGACACGCACACACGCGACAGCAUCGUUGGCUUUGCCUUCUGCUAUCCAUUCUCCUACACCGAAUGCGAACACAUGCUCGCCUCCUAUGACAAGCGCUUCAACCACGAGGCGAGCGCUGCUGACGCCGGCGUUUACUUCCACCGUGAAGUCGUGUGCAAAUCGCGCGAUGGACGCAGCGUCCACCUUGUCACCAUCACCGCCAACGAUGACGGCCUAUCUGUGGACCAGCGUGAACCUCGCAUUCCUCCGCUCUUCCCCGAUCGAAACACGAAGCGACCGCGGGUGGCCCCAGACAGGCCGGUAUUCUUCGUGAGCGCGCGUGUGCAUCCCGGGGAGACGCCGGCCUCGCACGUGUGCAAUGGCAUCAUCGACUUUGUCCUCAACACAGAGGACGCGCGUGCGUGUGCGCUUCGCUCGAUGUUCGUCUUCAAAAUCAUUCCGAUGCUCAACCCGGACGGCGUCGCACGUGGCCACUAUCGCGGUGACAGUCACGGUCUGAACCUGAACCGUUUCUACAACAACCCCUGCCCAACAACUCACCCAUCGAUCUUUGCGAGCAAGGUGUUGACCUCGUUCUACUCACAGCAGCAAGCGGGUCUCGCAUUCUACAUCGACACACACGGCCACGCCACGAAGCGCGGGUGUUUCCUGUACGGAAACUGUCUGGAGAGUGCACGACACAUCGACAACGUCACGUAUGCGAAACUGGCAGAGCUCAACUCGCCGCACUUUGACUUUGGCUGCUGUAACUUCUCGGAGAAAAACAUGUUUUCCAAGGACAAGCGCGAUGGGCUGUCGAAGGAAGGGAGCGGGCGUGUGUCUGAGUUUCGGCAGCGGUUGGCAUAUCAGCCGGAAGUGGACGAGUCUGAAGUUGGCGAGUACCGCAUCGCGAUCCAGAUGACGAUCCUCAUGAACGCGCCAGAGAAGGAGCGUUUGUGUACGUGA